AUGAAUAGAGGCUAAAGAGACUAAUAAGAAAAAAAAUAAGAAGAUACUGUUGCUUAAUUUAUACAAGAAAGGUUUGAAAACGAUAUACCAGCAAGGUCUUUAACUGAUGGAGUCACUGAUUAUGUUUUUAGAUGUAUUUAAGGGCCGUUUGCAGGUAAUUUUAUCUACCUAAAUCUCACUGAAGAAGGAGAGUUGAUUGGCAGUGAUCCAUAAGCUGAUUACACUUUGUUAAUAGAAAACGCUGGUCUUUCUGCUCAGCACACGAAAAUAAAUUACACUAUGGAUGAUAAUUAAUAUGGUUAUUUUAUUAAGGAUUUGAAUUCUGAAAAAGGCACAUGGAUUAAAACGAAACCAGGACAUUUAAUACAGAUAGAAGAUGAAUAAAUUUUUAGAAUCGAAGACUAGGUGUUUUAGUUUAGAUUGAUAGAGGAUGAAAAUUUUGAUGUAGUUGUUGAAUGGUUAGCAAGAAUAGAGUUAAAGAAAGUUAUUAUUAAAUUAAAAUCCUAUAACAUUAAAACAUUAAAAGACAUUAAAUAAUUGCAACCUAAUAUAAUUGAUGAAAUAAUCGAUGAUGAAGAUGAAAAAAUUCGUUUUAAAUAAGCAUUUGACACAAUUGAUUAAGAUUUUCCAGUUGAUGGCAAAUAAAAAACUUUACUGAUUUAUAGUAUCACAUAAGAUGAAGUCCUUGCAAAGGUUAAAUGGUCAGGAGCUGCAAUAACUCGAAGCAGCGAAAUGGGAGAGAUUAGUGGAAUUGAUAAAUAUGGAGUUGACUGCAAUCAGAAAUUUGAGAUGAUAAUUUAGUUUUACUUUAAUAGAUAUUAUUUUCAUGUAACCCCAAAAGCACCUGGAUAGAUAUAUUUAAAGUUAUAUGGCAAUUAUAAGCUAAGUCCGGACGAUAUAGUUAACAUAGGAAAUUUAGAUUUUCAAGUUUAAAGAUUUAAUACUGGUUUGUGGAGUGAUAAAGGAACAAGAAUGACUAUGGAAGAUAGAUCUGUAAUUUCACAAUCGAUUCCUAUUUCUAGAUACUUUUCAGUUUCUUACUUUGCAGUAUUUGAUGGACAUGGUGGUGAUUAGUGUGCUUAAUUUUUAUAUGAAACUCUUGGCGAAAAACUAAAAGAAGAAUUUAUGAAUUCUGAAGAAUAUUUAGAUGAUACAGAAUUUUUUUACUAAUAUAUAUACGAAAAGUUAGUUUAUAUUAUAAACGAUAUAGACUAAUAGUUCUGGUAGUAUCGUAUGAAUGAUUAAGAUAAUAAUUCAGAUAGUGGAAGUGCUGGAGUUAUUAUCCUUAUAUUUGGUACUAAACUUAUAUCAGUUAAUGUAGGUGACUGUAGAGCAGUCUUAAGUAGAUAAGGCAAACCUGUUGCUCUAACAGUCGAUCACAAGCCUAAUGAAGAAAAGGAAAGAUAAAGAAUUAUGAAAGCAGGUGGAACAGUAGAUGGAAAUAGAGUAAACAAAAAACUAGCAGUAAGCAGAGCUUUUGGUGACUUUUCAUUUAAAAAAGAAACAACUGGUAAUAUGGAUAUAGUUACAGUUAAUCCAGAUAUUAGAGUUUGGGACAUUGAUUUCAUGGUUGACGAAUUUAUAGUACUAGGAUGUGAUGGGUUAUUUGACAUGUUUAAUAAUUAGCAAGUAGUAGAAUAUGUAAGAGAAAGACUUAUAGAGAAUUAAAUUACAGAACAGGAUCCAUAAAAAGUUGCAAGAUAAAUUUGUCUGGAUGCUGUAGAAAUAAGUAAAUAGUAAAAAAGAGGAAGUGAUAAUUGCAGUGUUAUCAUAAUACUUUUGACAAGAGGAAUUAUAAAUACAGAUAAAAUUUUUUUAUAAUGA
Molecule: messenger RNA, 1824 nt
Organism: Tetrahymena thermophila SB210
Lineage: Eukaryota; Ciliophora; Oligohymenophorea; Hymenostomatida; Tetrahymenidae
Product: carrier protein
Exons: 12
Biological process (GO): protein dephosphorylation
Molecular function (GO): protein binding; cation binding; protein serine/threonine phosphatase activity
Source: RefSeq, a predicted model, not a curated record